GCUCAAGAAGAGAUGCUGAAAGCCUCCGGGGAAAGCAUGAUGCCUCACAACAGCUCUUACGGGCCGCUCUCGCUGAGGGACGAUGCUCAGCACUGGUGGGAACGUGAGGAGGGCAAGACACUGUUGUGCAGCGGCUGGACGGAGGAUGGACUGGAGGUCAGGGCUCACUGCGAGGCGGCUGAGCAAAACCAGUGCGCCUUGGCCAGGGCACGCAGGCGGCGGAGGCUGGCGGCCAAUGCACGGGAGCGCAGGAGGAUGCUGGGCCUGAACGUGGCCUUCGACAGGCUCAGGAGCGUCAUCCCCAACGUGGAGAGCGCCAGGAAGCUGUCCAAGUCAGAGACACUCCAGAUGGCGCAGAUCUACAUUAGCACGCUGAGCGAGCUGCUGCAGGAUGAGGAGCACGGACACUGGCGUAUCACAGCACAAAGGGAGCAUGCAGGACAGUGGCAGGCCACAGCGGUACCAGCUCCGAAAACAGAGCAGAGCACUGAACAGGACGCCACACACCAGGACGGUCUGCGGGAACACACUGCAGAUACUGUCCGGCUGAACACGGACAGGAAAGCCAUGAUGCACUGCUGGGAAAGGAGCAACGGUGCCAAGUAACAAGUCCAGAGAUUGUUAUUUUUGUUUAAAUGUAGGCUAUAUUUUUGCACUUUGUUACUGAUAAUUUAAUGAUGGUAAAAAUGAUCAAGCCAUGAAUUAUAAAGACUAAAUAAAAUGUUUUGUAAAAACAAAAAAACUAGACUCGUGUUGAAUCCGCCGCACUGAUUUCCAAGAAAACGAGCAAACCGCAUUGAGAUGUAUUGAAAGUAGCAAUUUUUAUUUGAGUUAAAAUUAUGUACAAGUAACCAAAGACAUCAUUUCUGAAAUUGGUACAAAGUUCAGGUUCCUGCAGAUGCCUCUUUAAAUUUCACCUCAAA
This is a messenger RNA of Pygocentrus nattereri (red-bellied piranha), 923 nucleotides long. It is a transcript of the gene atoh1c, whose product is annotated as atonal bHLH transcription factor 1c. Bases 13 to 606 code for a protein of 197 amino acids. The transcript has a single exon. Gene Ontology annotation, molecular function: protein dimerization activity. Lineage: Eukaryota; Metazoa; Chordata; Actinopteri; Characiformes; Serrasalmidae. The record is from RefSeq and is a predicted model, not a curated record.